This is a messenger RNA of Diaporthe amygdali, 2139 nucleotides long. RefSeq lists its product as uncharacterized. Lineage: Eukaryota; Fungi; Ascomycota; Sordariomycetes; Diaporthales; Diaporthaceae. The coding region runs from base 1 to 2139 and encodes 712 amino acids. The transcript has a single exon. The record is from RefSeq and is a predicted model, not a curated record.
AUGUCUGUUGUGCUUGAAGACCUCCCCAUUGCACUGCGGCGGACGCGUCGGAGCAGCGCCGUGUUACACAGUCAUCCUCAAGAACCGCAGCCGCCAAAGUCCCCAAAUGUUUCGACGCCUAGCCGUGGAGCCAAGAAGAGAGUCCGCUUCUCAGACCCAGGUCCUGCCUCUGACCACAAUGCCCAAGUCGAUGACGAACCCGUGUCUGGAUCGACGGGGUUGACACCGCACAUCCGUCGGACAACGCUCGAGCCUGGCUCUGGAACUAAGAGACGUCGUCACUCUGGUCCAGUCGCUGUAGACCGCCCAGAUGCGUUUGACUCUACCAUUGACACGCGAUAUAGUGGCGAGGUGACCUUCCUCCCGCUCCGUCAAGUUCUGGAUGGUCGCGUUAAGAGACGCAUCCGGCGUAAUGGACUCAGCGAGGAGAUCAACGUCAUCACUGCCGAGCGGAAAAGAAAGGCACAACAAACCAGUGACGAGAUUGCUACUCUGAAGUCUGAGGUUGCUGCCAAGGACGCUGAGAUCCGUCGCUUAUCUGGUGCCACAGAAAUUGGUCAAGAAGAAGACGACACUCAGGAUAGCAUCGACGAGCUUAAAAGGCAGGUCUCGCAGCUCAGACGGGUCCUGAAGAGUCCUGACUCGUCAAACGAGACCGAGGACACCAUCGACUACAAUACCACUCACAUGGACUGGGCCAUACAAGUUCGAGAUCCUUGCCCCAGCGAGUACUCGGACAUGGAGCUUGACAUCGACGACGAAGAUGAGGAUCUCGAGUUCGGCGACAGGACAAUCGCGGAACUGGCUUGCAGCACGCCUUCCCGUCGGUCGGCAAACAUAAGAAACUCAUUUCCCACACCCCCGUCGACCAGUCCACAUCUAGGACCGAUAAUGCCAAGCAGGCGGCAUCCUGUCACUCCUACUUCCCAGGCCGCAGUGCAAACCUCGUUCACCAAGGCCGACAGGGAAGAGCUGGAAGACGAGCUCGCAUCGCUCCAGCUGGAAAUUGCCAAGCUCACCGGCACGCUUGAGACAUAUGAGUCGAUGACAGCACGCUUGUCCGAGAAGCUGUCCCCCUUCGCGCCCAAGGACGGCUCCGCGGCAGCUCUGAUCAUGGAUUCACGCUCGCCUGCCGUCAAGGUCGAGGCCCAGUUCAACAACCUCCUGCAGGCCUUCUCGGACCGCAGCGCGGUACUCACUGGCCUGGACGCGUCUCUAGGUGAGCUCGGCUUCCCUGGUAAUGACGCCGCGGAGGUCGUGCUGUCGCUGUCCUCCGCAUUCAGGACCGCGCGCCUGGAGCUCGAGUACCUCACGCCCGGAGAAAUCGCCCUACCACUCACGGCAGCCGGCGCGUCGGUACUGGACCUUCUCCUUACACGGUUGCGCGAGCUUGCGAAGCGGACUCUCGAGUGCGAGGAUGCCAUCGACGAGUACCAUGUCCUCGAGCAUUCGCUGCGCAAACAGCUCAGUGCCCGUGCGGAGAUCAUGGACGCCGUGAAGGCCGAGAAGGACGCACUGGCCGACCAGGCCAAGAAGAAGGAUGCGCACAUCAAGGAGCUCGAGAUCGGGGUGCAGCGGCUCAAGGGCGCCGUCAAGUCGUAUACCCGAGAUGUGUCCGAGCUGGAGGGCCUCGUGCAAAGAUUGGAGGGUGAUUUGGACACAGCCAACAAAGACUUACGGGCGGCCAAGGAGCAGAACGAUGCUGACGCGGACGAAUGGUCCGAAGCUGUCAAGGAGAAAGAGUGGAACAUCACGAUGCUGGAGGAGAAUCUGGGCUUGGCCCUGGAGCAGACCUCAGAGUUGAAAGACCAGCUCGAAGAGCUGCGGACAAAGCAUAAGGAGGAGGUCUUCUCCAUGUCCCAGAGGCAUGGCGUCGAUCUGGUUAUGCGAGACUCAAGGGUGUCAGAGCUCAGACUCGAGGUUGACCGCGUCAAUGAGGCCCUGCGUGAAGCCCAUGAGACGGUGUCAAACCUCCGUGUUGAGAAUGGCUCGUUGAAUGAUCGCUUGAACUCUGAAAAGGCGAAGGCUAAGGCAGCCAUCGAUACUAUGAGGAACGAGCUGGAGAGGGUUGUGCGGAUGGGCCAGGACCUCAUGGCCACGCCUAGAAAGAAUCCCGGGCGAGGAUCACGCGCUCAUUGA